Messenger RNA from Salvelinus fontinalis (brook trout), 1538 nucleotides. RefSeq names its product myelin protein zero-like protein 2. The transcript has 5 exons. Lineage: Eukaryota; Metazoa; Chordata; Actinopteri; Salmoniformes; Salmonidae. Gene Ontology annotation, biological process: cell-cell adhesion. Gene Ontology annotation, cellular component: membrane. The coding region runs from base 210 to 965 and encodes 251 amino acids. The record is from RefSeq and is a predicted model, not a curated record.
CGAGUUGAGUCGUGUCCCACAUCGUCUGAGACCGCCAAUCAGUGCGGGUAGGCUUGGGGUUUACAGACAGUCUAAACAACAGGUCCAGAAGAGUUCAGCGAGUUUGUAGCAUCGAAGUGUCCAGGACAUUUUGAUUUUAUUCAGUGGGUUGGUGGGGACACCACAAGGGUCUAGGCAAUUUGGUCGACUCCGGACGGACACCUUUUCCAAUGAGCGUAAAGCAUUUUUAUCUCCUCGUCCUCUUGUCCGGUCUGGCAGCUUCAGGCUUGUUACCGGUCAGUGGGCUGAGGGUGGAAACGUCGGGGGAGGUGGAGGCAGUGAACGGUACAGAUGUGUGGCUGAAAUGUACCUUCCAGAGCAGCUCGCCCAUCACCCCAGCAACGCUCACGGUCUCAUGGAGCUUCCGACCCAUCGGACCUGGCCGUGAGGAGUCAGUGUUCUAUUACCAUGGGAGACCUUACCCUCCCCCGGACGGGCGUUUCCAUAAGCGGGCGAUAUGGGCAGGUGACAUCAUGGGGCGGGACGCCUCCAUCGUGGUACGUAAGGUCAAGUUCACUUACAAUGGGACAUUCAGCUGUCAGGUGAAGAACCCUCCGGACGUCCAUGGCAACGCAGGGGAGGUGAAACUAACCGUGGUCACCACAGCCUCCUUCUCUGAGAUUAUCAUGCUGGCUGCAGCCAUCGGGGGCGCCAUCGUGCUGAUGGUCAUCUUCCUCGUCAUCAUCAUGUCAAUAAGACGAUGUCGCGAGAAAAGACAGGAUGGGGCGGAGGAACUACCUCGCAGACAGAGAAAGGACCCUACCGUGUGCCACCCUGCAAGGGCCAUCCACCUGUAUAUGGACGAUGACGUGCUAGAGGUUGACAGCUCGGACGGUAUGAUCUCUGAGGCCAGCACCAAGGACCCCAGUUCCUCUGAGGAAGACGACAAGAGCUCUGACUACGGCGGAGGCGAUGACUCUGACUGAGAUGGGGACAGUGAAUGUUGGCUUUAUUUUAGGCGUUACCUCUAUGUGCUUGUGGUAAAACUUAAUCCAUAGUUAUUUUUUUUAAACUAUUGAUCCUCCGUGGCUAAAUUAUGCCCUGUGGUGUAUUUUGAAAAUUGAGAGUGGGCUCCUGUGGUUGGAUAAAAUAUAUACAGUAUAUAUACACUACCGUUCAAAAGUUUGGGGUCACUUAGAAAUGUCCUUGUUUUUGAAAGAAAACCAUUUUUUUUGUUCAUUAAAAUAACAUCAAAUUGUUCAGAAAUACAAUGUAGACAUUGUUAAUGUUGUAAAGGUCUAUUGCAGCUGGAAACGGUAUAUUUUUUAUGGAAUAUCUACAUAGGCGUACAGAGGCCCAAGGUAACUUGUGUAAUAGACACCGGCUGGAAUGCGGUUUAACCAAUCAGCAUUCUGGAUUAGACCCACCCGUUGUAUAAAUAAAUAUAAUGCGGGGGUUUACAGUGACUGAAGCCCCUGUGCCCAAGCCUAUGGAGGGCCCAAGAGACAAAAACAUAUAUAGACAUUUCAUAUUUUUUAUCCAACUGCAAGUGCCCACUC